AUGAUUUGCAGUGUCCACCAGGUUCACCACGUUCACCAGUUACAAUACUUAGGAAAAAAUGAAAUGUGCCAAGCAACCAUUUCACCAGGAGGUGCUGGUGGCCCGAAAUUGCUAGAUGGAAUCCUAUCUGGUCCUAGUGAACCUUUGGAUCCACAAAGCCCUUGUGAUCUUGGUGGACCGAAAUUACUAGAUGGAAUCCUAUCUGGUCCUAGUGAACCUUUGGAUCCACAAAGCCCUUGUGAUCUUGGUGGACCGAAAUUACUAGAUGGAAUCCUAUCUGGUCCUAGUGAACCUUUGGGUCCACAAAGCCCUUGUGAUCUUGGUGGACCGAAAUUACUAGAUGGAAUCCUAUCUGGUCCUAGUGAACCUUUGGAUCCACAAAGCCCUUGUGAUCUUGGUGGACCGAAAUUACUAGAUGGAAUCCUAUCUGGUCCUAGUGAACCUUUGGAUCCACAAAGCCCUUGUGAUCUUGGUGGCCCAAAAUUACUAGAUGGAAUCCUAUCUGGUCCUAGUGAACCUUUGGGUCCACAAAGCCCUUGUGAUCUUGGUGGCCCAAAAUUACUAGAUGGAAUCCUAUCUGGUCCUAGUGAACCUUUGGAUCCACAAAGCCCUUGUGAUCUUGGUGGCCCGAAAUUACUAGAUGGAAUCCUAUUUGGUCCUAGUGAACCUUUGGGUACACAAAGCCCUUGUGAUCUUGGUAGCCCGAAAUUACUAGGUGGAAUCCUAUCUGGUCCUGGUGAACCUUUGGAUCCACGAGAUCCUUGUGAUCCUGGUAGACCUUUGAUUCCUCUUCCACGAUUGUAUCAUCACCAGGUAGAUUCAUAA
This is a messenger RNA of Brugia pahangi, 825 nucleotides long. NCBI's taxonomy places the organism in Eukaryota, Metazoa, Nematoda, Chromadorea, Rhabditida, Onchocercidae. The record is from the annotation of a GenBank genome assembly.